Molecule: messenger RNA, 2042 nt
Organism: Cucumis melo (muskmelon)
Lineage: Eukaryota; Viridiplantae; Streptophyta; Magnoliopsida; Cucurbitales; Cucurbitaceae
Exons: 1
Coding region: 146-1417 (423 amino acids)
Molecular function (GO): protein binding
Source: RefSeq, a predicted model, not a curated record
GUCCAAAUUCAAUCACUAUCAUAAAAAUGUUAUCAUUUUUGUACCCAUAAAAGAAAGAGCCUCGUAAACCCUCUAUAUAAAUCCUACCAAAUCCUCCUCUCAUUAUCAUUAUCCUCCUUCCAGUUCCCUCUCUUAUUGCCUAAUUAUGCAAUUCAUUCUCACCACUCUCCUCCUCCUCACCCACUUCCUCUAUGUAUGCUCAACCAGAUGUCCCCCACCACCACCACUACCGCCACCACCUGAAUCCCCACCACCGUUACCACCACCGCCACCACCAGAAACUUGUCAAUGCCAACAGGACCUCAGAUUCUUAGACCAAAGACUGGCAGUGGUGUACCCCAUUAUUCAGACCUUCAAAGCCCUCAUCACUUCUGAUCCAUUAAACGUCACACAAACUUGGGUUGGCUCUGAUAUCUGUAAGUACCAAGGCUUCUACUGUGACAACCCCCCAGACAACAAAUCUGCUGUUGCCAUUGCAGGUAUCGAUUUCAACGGCUUCCAACUGACCGCCUCAACGCUUGAUGGCUUCAUCGACAGCCUCCCUGACCUUGCUAUCUUCCAUGCCAACUCCAACAACUUCUCUGGAACAAUCACCCCCAAAAUUGCAUCACUCCAAUAUCUCUAUGAGCUCGAUUUAAGCAACAACCAACUGUCGGGUACUUUCCCAGUUGCCAUAUUGAGUGUCACCGAUCUGUCGUUCUUUGAUAUCAGAUUCAAUUUCUUCACAGGGUUUGUUCCUCAGCAGCUUUUUGUAAAGAGUUUCGACUUCUUAUUCCUCAAUAACAACAAUUUUGGGAUGAAAUUACCCAUUAACUUUGGCUCUACAACCACGUCUUAUAUCACUUUAGCUAACAACAAAUUCACUGGUCCGAUUCCGAGAAGCAUUGGAAAGGCUUCUGCCAGUUUGACUGAAAUCUUGUUACUCAACAAUCAGCUAACUGGGUGCAUUCCAUACGAAGUGGGAUUCUUGAAAACAGCCAUCGUUUUCGAUGCUGGCGAAAACUUGCUAACCGGCCCAUUGCCUUGCUCACUCGGCUGCCUGGAGAAGAUUGAGCAGCUAAACUUUGCCGGAAACUUCCUUUACGGCCAGGUCCCGGAGGUGGUUUGUGAACUGGGAAAUUUGCAGAAUCUCUCACUUUCAGAUAAUUACCUCACCAAAAUCGGGCCAUCGUGUAGGAAACUGGUGAGAAAUGGUGUCCUUGAUUUGAGAAAAAAUUGCAUAAGGGGACUACCUGAUCAGAGAUCCCCAUUGGAUUGCUUUUUUUCUUCUUUGUUUCGAUAUCCUUGUCCAUUUCCGGCAACUUAUGGCUUUGUUCCUUGUCAGAAGUCUAAAAGUAUCCAUUUUUUUGGUUCUGGCCAACAGAAAAGAAGCUAUAUUCCCAUUGCCAAUGAUGGUAUUUCCACACAAAAACCAUAACUAUGUUGGAGCAGAAAAGCAUUAUAAUAAAUAUAUGUAUGUAUACACAUACUUCAAAAUCAAAUCUAAUCGUAGAAAAAAAACUAGACAUUGAUUUCUGUGGUAGUUGUACAAUGUAUAUGUCGAAGAUGGAGCUCAAAUUAACAUAAAUUUGAGUGUUUAUGUAUGGAGAUGUAUAUUGUAUUAUAUCUGGUAAAUGGUAAUAGAACAAGAGGGGAUUAAUGACCCACGUUGACUGAACCAUUAUAGAUUGUUAAAGACUCAAGACCCCACAAAUGGCUCCCAACAUGCCUCAAAUGCUCCUAGUAAUCUUCAUAUGUAUAGAUAUUUCUGGUUAAGGAAUCACCAGUUAUUCAUCUAACCCUUCAAUUACUGUAAGGAUAUAAUAAGAAGAUUCAGAAACUUCCUUGCACACAUUUUUGAACGAAAACUUUCAAACCCGAGACCUCAGAUCUUCAAAGAAAGCAUUCAAAUCAGAGGAAGAUGAUCCGCCUUCUUUGAUGGCUUUCCUUGCCUGAAUUCCAAGUGCUUUUGCUCUGCUUCUCAUUCCUUCAGCUUCUUCACCCACCAUAACUCGGUUGACUGCCUUCUCUAUAGCCUCACUCUUUAUCUCAUCUUUCCCAGC